UCUCGCUGCUUGGGUAUGCCGACAGUUUUUACUUCUUUAAUUACCGCCUUGACUGCGUUUUCCAUGAAAACCUUCUAAGUCUUACAUCCAAAAAGAAGUUUAUUGUCCACAAAAUGAAUGAACGUUAUAAAAAAGACGAGUUAGCAUUGUGUAAUUUAUUACAAAAGCAAGAUGGAAAGUUUCGUCGCAUAGCACCUCUCGAGGACGGUGAGAGUUUAUGUGAAUACUGUUUCCAAAGGAAAGAGAAGCCUGUUCUUACAGUUCCAAAAAGAAAAAGGAAGAGGAGGACCAACUUAGAAUUGACAAAAGAUGUUUGCUGUUCUAACUGCCACCGGAAGUAUGCUACAUUUCAUUCUUGUCUGCAGCACUUUAAAAUCAAACACCCAAACCUUUCUCCAGAAAUGCUUGAAAAUUUCCAUGACAAAAGCAAUGAUAAAGUAAUGGAUGUUCCAAUAGAUAAUGUAAAAUUUGAACAAACACAACAAUUAUCUUCAAAUGAAUAUAAAGUAAAGCUGUCCCCUACUGGUGCUGCCUUUGCUACAUCUAGUGUUGUGGCACCUCAACUCUUGAGCACUCCUAAAUGUGCUAAUAACCAAAGGCCAGCGUCCUGCUUUCCUUUAAAACCUGCAUCGAUACCUUCAGAGUGUGGUAAUAACUGUGGUCACCAAUGUAUAAUAAAGGAGGGUGCUACACCUGGAAUGAUUAGAAAUGUUACGUCGUUCGUCUCUUAUGGUCCUAUUCAUCCAAGCUUCAGAGGGUGGGCUUAUGAUUUCCCACAUCCAAAUUAUAGAGGACAAACUAUCCGCGUAAUAAUUCAGCCUUAUCAGCCUACGCAGCUCAUUAACCAAGAAAUGCCUUGUUUUGUCCGCAAUGUUAACGUUUGCCCUUACUUCCCGCGCUUGGACGAAAGGCUAAACUCCAAGGUUACGACCGAAAAUUCGUCUCAUCUUAACUCAAAUAAUUAACGUUUUAAAAGAUAAAAAACAUACAAGAAGCCUAACAAACUUAUAAUAAACA
Zophobas morio is the source of this 1017-nucleotide messenger RNA. RefSeq lists its product as uncharacterized. Lineage: Eukaryota; Metazoa; Arthropoda; Insecta; Coleoptera; Tenebrionidae. Bases 114 to 965 code for a protein of 283 amino acids. The transcript is spliced from 2 exons. The record is from RefSeq and is a predicted model, not a curated record.